AAGGGGAAGGGGGCUGGGCCUCGUUUCCAACCCUUGGAAGUUUCUCCUUUCCUCUCUCUCUCUCUGUCUCUCGUCUCCGCCCUCUUCCCUCAUCGCCUCGCCGCAUUCGCAUCUCCGGAUCCCAGUCGCUCACCUCGCCGCUGCCCUCCGCGUCCUCGCCAUUCCCGCCUCCUCCUCCCGCCUUCCGUCUCGAUCUCGCCUCGUUUCCCCGCGCCGAUUCGUCUCGUCUCGCGCGGCUGGGAUGGCUAGGGGCGGCGGCUGCCCGGGCCUGCGCGGGUGAUCUCUCUCGCGCGGGGAGCCCUCUCGCGCCGCACGUGGAGGAUCCCGUCGCGGCUGGUGCCUUUCCUUCGCGCUGCUCGAUUCUAGGGUUUGCUCCUUCCUGCCUGGGGGGAUUCGAUCCCCUCCCCUCCGAUUGCUCCCCCUCCGCGCCCACUCGCCAUGUUUUCGCACGGCGCUGAUUCCGCCCACGACGCCGGGGGCGUUGGCGUCAGCAGUGGUGGAGCCACCGUCCCAACGAGGUUCGUCUGGCCCUACGGCGGGAAGAGGGUCUUUUUAUCAGGCUCCUUUACGAGGUGGUCAGAGCAUUUGCCAAUGUCUCCUGUUGAAGGCUGUCCCACCGUAUUUCAAGCUAUUUGCAGCCUGUCUCCUGGUGUUUACCAGUACAAGUUCUUUGUGGACGGGGAGUGGCGGCAUGAUGAGCGGCAACCAACUAUAACAGGAGACUAUGGGGUGGUUAACACUUUGUACUUGACAAGGGACAUUAACCAAAUAAACACAGUAUUGAGCCCAAGCACACCUGGAAGCAGGAUGAACAUGGAUGUGGACAAUGAAAAUUUUCAGCGUACGGUUUCAUUGUCGGAUGGCGCCCUUCAGGAUGGUCAUCAAAGAGUUUCAGAGGCUUCCAUACAGAUCUCUAGGUGUCAGGUUUCUGAGUAUCUGAGUUUGCAUACUGGAUAUGAUUUACUUCCCGAUUCGGGCAAGGUCAUUGCUCUGGACAUUAAUUUACCUGUGAAGCAAUCUUUUCAUAUCCUGCAUGAACAGGGAAUUCCUGUAGCUCCUCUGUGGGAUUCAUACAGAGGUCAGUUUGUUGGCCUUCUGAGCCCAUUGGAUUUUAUACUUAUAUUGAGAGAGCUUGAAACUCAUGGCUCGAACUUGACAGAGGAACAGCUUGAAACACACACUAUAUCUGCAUGGAAAGAGGCUAAGCGGCAAACUUAUGGAAGAAACGAGGGUCAGUGGCGACCACAACAGCAUCUGGUGCAUGCCACGCCUUAUGAUUCCUUGCGGGACAUUGCUCUAAAGAUAUUGCAAAAUGGCAUUUCGACAGUUCCAGUUAUUUACUCACCGUCAUCAGAUGGAUCAUUUCCACAGCUGUUGCAUCUUGCAUCCCUUUCUGGAAUUUUGAAAUGUAUCUGUAGAUAUUUUAAAAACUCUACUGGUAAUUUGCCUAUACUGAACCAACCAGUGUGCACAAUUCCGCUGGGUUCCUGGCUUCCAAAAAUUGGCGAUCCAAAUGGCCGUCCAUUGGUUAUGUUGCGACCUAAUGCAUCACUUAGCUCUGCCCUUAACUUGUUGGUUCAAGCUGGAGUUAGCUCAAUACCGAUUGUGGAUGAGAAUGACUCGCUGCUUGACACAUAUUCCAGAAGUGACAUAACAGCUCUAGCAAAAGACAAGGUCUACACUCGUGUUCGCCUUGAUGAGAUGACCAUUAAUCAGGCUUUGCAGCUUGGACAGGAUGCUAAUACACCUUUUGGAUUUUUUAACGGGCAGAGAUGCCAGAUGUGCCUCCGGUCUGAUCCCUUGCUGAAAGUGAUGGAGCGACUGGCUAACCCUGGGGUGCGGCGAGUCUUCAUUGUGGAAGCUGGUAGCAAGCGUGUGGAAGGCAUAAUAUCACUGAGUGACAUUUUCAAGUUCUUGCUGAGCUUGUGAGAAUGCCGAGCCGUCAUCGUCAUCUCUGUUUUGUUGUGGCAAGUGCCAGAGUUAACAGUUGCAAACAGGUGUCAAGCCGCCAUGGAUCUCUGGCUUUUGGAUAUGACAGGAUUGGAGGCUUGUCUUUCCAGAUAAUGGCCAUUCAGGGAUCUGUAAAGUUCCUUUUUUUUUUCCUGUCCCUUUGUUACCAAAAUAUCCGGUGAUUUUUAUUUAUUGAAUUGUUUUCCUGCUUGCUCGGUUUCCGAGUCCCUAGGGACAGGAGGUUAGCUAGCUUUACAUAGUUGUUCCAGAUAGUGCUGCUAGAGACUUGCUGGCAUCGAAGAGAAGAAUUAGAGGCGGGACGGGACGGUUCCAAAAUUGAUUCUGUACCUGUAGUGAGUAGAGGCCGUGUGUUGGUUUGCUCAACAACCGUGUUCGUUGGGCAGCUCUGGAACAAUGGAAGGAGGAAUUAUCAGAUGCUUGCUAUGCUCUUUUAGAUUUCGGAACAGGCGACUUUUUUUACUGGACCAAA
Messenger RNA from Phragmites australis (common reed), 2440 nucleotides. Its product is annotated as sucrose nonfermenting 4-like protein. The transcript is spliced from 13 exons. Bases 439 to 1929 code for a protein of 496 amino acids. The record is from RefSeq and is a predicted model, not a curated record. NCBI's taxonomy places the organism in Eukaryota, Viridiplantae, Streptophyta, Magnoliopsida, Poales, Poaceae.